Messenger RNA from Drosophila eugracilis, 786 nucleotides. RefSeq lists its product as uncharacterized. The transcript has a single exon. Lineage: Eukaryota; Metazoa; Arthropoda; Insecta; Diptera; Drosophilidae. The coding region runs from base 167 to 487 and encodes 106 amino acids. The record is from RefSeq and is a predicted model, not a curated record.
UCUAAUAUUGUAAUGAAAAUACUCGAUCAGAACUCAAAUUCGAUAACUGCCAAUGCCAAUUGCCAUUGCUUCUUCUAACCACACAAAAACGCACGCAUGUCCACCACUAAACAACAUGUUAAGAACCAAAAGCAACAACCAGCUACAACCAACAUAAAUCUCAGGCAUGAAUCAGCAAUCCGCCACCUCCACAUCGACCACCACGACCAACACCACAGGUGCUACCCAUCACACAGCGACCAGUACGGACAAUGACAGCAUCCAAGAGUCGCGUCAUCCUCAUCAGCAGCCACAUCACCAGAACGAGCAUCAUCAGCACCAGCAUCUGCACAUGCAUCAUCAUCACCACCAUCACCACGGUAGCCAGCAUCAUCACCACGAUCCCAGGCACUCCCACCACCAUCAGCCUCAGCAUUCCCAUCAUUACCAGCAUCCUCAUUGGCAUCAUCGUAAGGCUAUACUUCAUUCCAGCAGAGGUACAGCUUGAGUAUUUGAAUCCCUUUAGACUAGCAAUUGCCACAGAGGAACAGGGAAUUGUUUAUAAAUUUAAAAUGAAGAUUAUAGCUGUAGUUAUUUUCAUAUUAUCAGGAUUGCACUUGUAAACUGCCAGUGUUCUUUAUAUUAGUCUCACUUUAUUUUUGUCUUGAUUUAUCUGAGUCUCACACUUCAACUGGAGUUAUAAAUGUUGUCAGCUUAUCAGUUAAAGACAUUAGCCAGUAGAUUAUUUCGGGUCUUAUCUGUCAAGCAAAUGCAGACAAGAAUAAUGGCAGAUUUAGGAAAAGCAAC